AUGAAUUUUAUUAAACGAACAUUUCGCGAUUCACAUACUUAUGUACACUCGACACAAUCACCUCCUCAACCAUCAACUUCAGUUCGUCCAUCUAUAUUACCGUCGUCUCAAUCACCGCAACAAUCUUGUUCAAAGACACCAUCCGUUCAAAAUACAUCGAAUAAUCAUCGUACAUCAACGUCUACGGGAUCAGUAAGAUUUAUUGAAAUAGCUGGACCACAAAAAUAUAAUGACCGUGAAAAAUAUUUAACAGCUAAAUAUCCUCAACAACAAAUGCAAUUGAUUCGAAAACGAUUAAAAGUAGAAUUUUGGGUCGAUGAUCAACUAAGAUAUUUAUAUGAUAUCAAAGAGUUUGUGGAUGAAGUAUUACAGCGCGUUAAAACGCUGUAA
This is a messenger RNA of Didymodactylos carnosus, 390 nucleotides long. The record is from the annotation of a GenBank genome assembly. Lineage: Eukaryota; Metazoa; Rotifera; Eurotatoria; Philodinida; Philodinidae.